GUUUUGGCGGGUAAUCAUUGCAUCCUGUUGGGAACUGCUGACUCGGCAACUCGUGUUAAUGUGUUUACUCUUACAAGAUGGAGACCAACGAGCCACUAAAGACACAGCUACACAGCAAACUCAACGACUUUAGCUCACUAACCAGGACUCUUUUAGAGCUCAUAAAUUCUGACAAGCCCAAUGUGAGUAUAGGAGGAGGUCCAGCCAAGACUGGCGAGACAGGAGAGAUGACAUUAUCAGGAGUUCUGGAUAAAUUGAUUGAUAGAGAUAAAGAGAUUCAAGCACUAGUAGAAACAGCUAUACAGAUGAGAGGGAGGCAGCGUGAUAUUGAUUGGUUUGAGAAUCAGAUUGACAUGCGUAAGAAUGACCUUGAGGACCUUCAGAAUAGACUUUAUGAUGCUGAGAAACUACUGGAGUUGACAGUGCAUCAGGGAAAACAGAAGUUGGACUCAAUUGAGAAAGCACAGCAAGGGGCAGUGUCACCAGAGAAACUCAUUCAUUAUGCACACAAGAUCAGUCAAGCCAGUACUGCUGUCUCACCUGUUGGCUGGCAACCAAGUGAUCCACGUCGUCCUUAUCCACAGGAUACUGAGAUGAGGGCUGGUAUAUUGUGCAGGCUGAGUACCAGUGGCAAAUUAACACCUGAUGAUCCUCCAGGAGACUCUAAGCCAGCCAUUGGUGGAUCUAGCAUUGGAAUGAAUCAAAACAACAAUCAGUCAAAUGCAGUCAUUAAAGACCAGCAGCAGCAGCCUAACAGUGUCCUAGACCAGGAACCAAUGUCUGAAGAUACUUCACUCUCAUCAUCUGAUGAAGGAAUGUAAAUUGUUUAGCUAGGUAGACAUGUGCACUUUUAUUUCAUGAUCAUGAAUAAUAGACACUUGUAAAAAUUUAAUAUUAAAUUUUUUGGGUGGAGAUUUGACUAAAUCACAA
This is a messenger RNA of Amphimedon queenslandica, 930 nucleotides long. Its product is annotated as mediator of RNA polymerase II transcription subunit 4-like. Gene Ontology annotation, biological process: regulation of transcription by RNA polymerase II. The transcript has 8 exons. NCBI's taxonomy places the organism in Eukaryota, Metazoa, Porifera, Demospongiae, Haplosclerida, Niphatidae. Bases 78 to 821 code for a protein of 247 amino acids. Gene Ontology annotation, molecular function: transcription coregulator activity. Gene Ontology annotation, cellular component: mediator complex; core mediator complex. The record is from RefSeq and is a predicted model, not a curated record.